Molecule: messenger RNA, 4818 nt
Organism: Aphidius gifuensis
Lineage: Eukaryota; Metazoa; Arthropoda; Insecta; Hymenoptera; Braconidae
Product: UHRF1-binding protein 1-like
Exons: 3
Coding region: 191-4195 (1334 amino acids)
Source: RefSeq, a predicted model, not a curated record
GGUGACUUGGUCAAUCUACAAAAUGAACAAGACUGCUAACAACUGCUAAUCUCUACUGCUUAUACAAACCCUGAUAAAAAAAUGUGCAAUAAACCAAAAAAAAACAUUAUUAGAUUGUAAUGUGUAUAGUGUAUUUGUUUUAUGAAUUUAUAAUUUAAUUGAGACGUAAUUACAAAUUUAAUUGUUAACAAUGGUAUCAAUAAUAAAAAAUCAACUAUUAAAACAUCUGUCAAGAUUUACUAAAAAUCUUUCUGUUGACAAAAUAAAUAUUAGCACACUACGUGGUGAAGGAGAGCUAACAAAUUUAGAACUUGAUGAAUCAGUAUUGACUGAUUUAUUAGAACUUCCAAGUUGGUUAAAAAUAACAAGUGCAUGGUGUAAUAAAGUAACAAUACGUGUACAAUGGACAAAGCUUAAAAGUGUACCAAUAUGUUUAAAUUUAGAUGAAGUUAUUGUUGAAGUUGUAACAUGUGAUGAUUUAAGAAAUCCAUCAUCAAAUGAUGCAUCAUCAUCAUCAUUACCAGGAACAACAAAAUAUUCAUUUAUACAUAAAGUUAUUGAUGGUAUAACUGUUAAUGUUAAUACAGCUGUUGUUACAUUUAAAAGUCAUACAUUUAUUGCAUCAGUACAAAUAUCAAGAAUAAUACUUGAAUCAAAAUCACCAACUUGGCAACGUGCUGAUUUACGAAUGACAAAAGUUAAAGAUACUGAUAGAGGACAAUUACUUAUAUUUAAAGAACUUGAAUGGCAAACAGUUAGAAUUGAAGCACGUAGUACUGAAGAUACUGAAUUAACACCAUUAAGAUUAUUAACAAAUCAAGCAAGAUGUCGUAUAACAAUUAAAAAACGUUUAUCUGAUUGUUUUGUUAUGGGAUCAAGACUUAUAUUAAUAUUAGAUGAUUUGCUAUGGGUAUUAACUGAUUCACAAUUAAAAGCAGCAUUAUAUUUUGUUGAUUCAUUAACUGGUCUUAUUGAAAAAGCAACAUUAUUAGAAAGAAAAAUUAAAGCAGCUAGAAAAAUUGAAGUAUUACCAGAAUAUCAAGCUCAAAUAUCACAACAAGGACGUGAUAAAAUUGAAUGUCUAACACCAAUAUCUAAAAUAUUUAUGAGAUAUGAUGUUGUUGAAACUUCUUAUCAUUUUUUUUCACAAAGAAUUGAUUUACAUUUAUGUGAUGAUCCAGGAUCUGGUCGUUCAUCACAUCCUGAAUUAACAAAUGGUGGAGCAUUACAAAUAUCUUUAGUUAAAUUUCAAAUUGAUUAUUAUCCGUAUCAUUUGGCACUUGCUGAUAGAAAACAUUGGGCAAAAUAUAAAGAAAAUUCAACACCACAUGCUGAAUGGUUACGUCAAUCAUAUAAUUUAUUUCGCAAUCAAUUUAUGGAUCAUAUUGAUGAAUUUAAAAUUACCUCAUCUUCAAAACAAAAUACUUAUCAUCAAAGUAAUCAUGAACAAUCACAGUGGUGUGAAAAAAGAAAAUCAAGCUAUCCACUUCUUGCUGAUGGUGGAAAAAAUAAUAGCAGUAGUAAUGAUUUUAAAAAUUUAGCUAUUGAACAAUUGUCAACGUUAAUGACAACUUGUAUUAUCAUAAGAAUACAUGAUUUUACAAUUUACAAAGUAACAACAUCAACAAGAAAACCAAAAACAAAAGAAUUCAUAGCUGGUGAUAGAGAAAAAUUGUGUCUUCCUGAAGAUGUUAUGAUUGUUCAUUCUGAAUUUACAUACUAUUACAUUCCAGGACAAAUAUCAUUUCCAUUACCACCACCAAAAUUUUACAUUCAAGUUAAUCCAGUAAAGAUAAAUUAUGAUGUAUACAGUUGUCUUUGGUUAAAUUCAUUUGUACUUAAUUUAUAUAAAUCUUUACUGACAAAUAGCACAAAUAAUAAUACAACAAAUAGCUUGGCAUAUUUUGAUGUUAAAUUAGAAGCAAUAUUACCAAGAAUAAUAUUUGAAACACAAAUUGAUUAUCAAAAUCAACGUGAUAGACCAAAAUCAAUGCACAUACAAACAUCACGUGUAUCAAUAACAAAUGUAAGAACAUGUGAUAAAUCAUCAAGAGCAAAUUUAGCUGAAUGUCUUAAUGCAUUUCAAAUGGGACAAAUGUUUUAUACAACUGAAUUUCCAAGUACAGCAAAUGAUUAUAAUGUUAUAACUGAAAAAUUAAUAAAUCAUUCAUCUGGUACUGAUGGUGUACGUGAUUGUCAAGAUGAUGAUGAUAAUCCAUCAACAAUGAAUGAUUUAAUAUCACAAUUAAAAAGAAAACUUUUAUGGACAGAUUCAAAAGAUGUAUGGUGUUGUAAUUUUGAGCCAGUUUGGGCUGAUUUUUAUGGUAUUCAUAGUAUUGGAAUUAAUCGACCUUUAUGUUUUUUGGAUCCUUUCCCCGUAACACUGUGGUUACAUACAGCAACAAAUACAUCAUCAAAUAAAGCUGAGGAUAUUCAUGCUAUAGCUUAUAUUAAAAAUCUUGUGUCUGUUCAAAUUGAUCAUUAUCAAUUAUUAUUUCUUCUUCGUGAGCUUGAAAAAAUAUCGGAAAUGAGUACAUUUUUAAUUGUUGAUUCAAAUAAAAUAUUAAAUACUGAAUCUGGUGCUUUUAUAUUUGGUGGAUUAUUAUCACAAAUUGAAGUUACACUUAUAAUUCCAUCACAAACAGUAGAUAAUUUAGAAUCAAUUGAUACAUCAAGUAUAACUGAUGAAGCUGUUAAUAAAAAUGAUAAACAAAAAACAAUUGUUGAACUUGAAUUUGAGCCAAAACAAUUUACAUUUGAUAAAGUUUUAACACCACAAUAUGAAGCUUCAUCAAUGACAAAUAUUCAGCCAAUAGAAGAACCAGUAAUAAAUUUAAAAUGUGAAACACAAAAAGAACCAUCAAUUGAAUUUUUACAAACAAAAAUUAAUCAUUCAAAUUCCGAUGAAUUUGAUUUAUUAAAUAAAAAUAUAAAAAUUAAAAAUAAAACUGAUAAUACACCAAUGACAAAUAAUUUUAAUGCUGGUAUUUCAUCAAUGAAAAAAGGUUUUGCUAAUUUUAUAACGUCAAUUGAUUCAGCAUUAAAUCCAUUGCCAGAAGAUGGAAGUAGUGAUACUGUAUCAAUGAGAAGUGACCUAAGUUCUGAUAGUGAAAAUUAUGUUGUUGUUACAUUUGAAGAUGAUAAUAUUGAUACAACAUUUACAGGUAUAAAUACAACUGGUAUAACACCAGUUGAACAAGCAUCUGAAGUCAUUGAAGAAUUCAUUGAAACACAUAAUGAUAAAUCAAUUGAUUCAAGUUGUAAAAAAAAUGAUAUUUCAUCAGCAAUUAAAUUUGAACUUUUUAAAAUUCAAGUUGUACAACAAAGUUUAGGUUUUUCAACGGCAAUUAAAGUACAAUUAGAUAAAAUUGAUUGUAAAGAAUCAUCAUCUAUACCAUGGAAUGAAAUACAAAAAAAAUUUACAUCACGUUCAAAAGGUUGGAGUGAAAAACAACAAUCAAAUGUUGAUUGUAAUACAUGUGUAAAAAUAAGAUUAACUCGUGAUAUAAAAAGCGGUGUUCAAAUUGAGGAUAUUAAAAAUGCAAAAAAGAAAUCAGAUGCUAAUAGUUUAAUGGCACUUUUUGAUAAUAAUUUAAAAGCUAAGAUUGAUGAUGUUAAUUUGACAAUGUCAAUGAGUUCAUUGAUUGGAUUAAUUGAUCUUGUUGAGGAUGAAGUUAUACCAGAUCCAUUACCAAUGGAAAUAUUCAUUGAAAAUACUAAAAUUAAACUCAAUGAAGAUAGACCAUGUACAAAUAUAACAUCACCUGGACCAGUACCAAUUAAUCUUGAUAUUUCAAAUCUCAAUGUAUCAAGAAAUGAGUCAGGAAUAUUUCAACUAAAUGCAGCUGAUAAAUUUGAUAAUUUAAGGAAUAAUAUUGACAAGAAUUGUUCGAGUUAUGAGACUGAAAUUGAAUUGAUAAAUCUUAGAAAAUUGACAUGUCAAUUACAGACAAAUAAUAAUGAGCUAACACGUAGACUUUGUGCAUUAGAAAAUUUAUCAAAAGAAAAUAAUAAAUUAAAACGUAAUCAGGAUGAAUUUGAUAAUGUUAAAUUGAAAUUAACUAGUGCACAAAAUUUAAUUGCUGAAUUGUUAAAAGAAAAACAAGUUUUACAAGAAACAACAGCUGUUUUACAGCAACAAUUAAAUAAAACAAAUGCCAACAGUGGAAGAUCAUCAUGGUCAAUGAAAAGAUAGCAAACCAGUAUUUUAGAUUGUUCAAGUUGUUGUAGUCGUACUAAAUCAUGAUAUGAAUAAUCAUGUUUUGUUGAUUUACAUUGAUUUAUCUACAAGCAAUAAUUUUAACUGAUGGUUCCAGUUUAUUAAGCUAUUGAUAAUUCUAUUUUUUUUUUUCAUCUAUGCAUUAGUUUAAAUACCAGCUGGACAUAUCAUGUUAUCAACAUUGUUGUUGCUAUAAAUUGCUGUUGGCAUUGAUAAGUACAAUAAUUGCAAUAUAAUAAUAACAACAGGUUCUCAGAUUUUUUUUUUUUUCUUUUUUUCGUUUUUUAAUUAUUUUAAAUAUCUUUUAGUAGUUUUUUGCAAUCUUUUAAUAAUUAAAUUUUUGAUUGUUAAUGUUUUUUUAAAAAAUAACAGACAUAUUUCCAUGUUGGAUAAAAAAAUUACGAAAGGACGAUAUUAGUUUUGGUAAAAAAAAAAUUCAAACAAUUUUAGAAAUAAAAAUUAAUAGACCUAAGUGUUUUUCGUAAUAAUAAUACUAAUAAUUGAUGAUGAAGGAAUAUUUUAUCGUUUAUUUGACAAUUAUUUUUUCGAAAUAUUGUUGGUAAAAUUGUAAGCAAAAUGCACAUACAUUUUGACGAAAA